AUGUCUAAGGAUAGUUUAGAAAAAGUGAACUACAUCACCAGUGUAGCCUCUAUUAGAGAGGAGACUGGUGUUCAAACCAACAAACUCGUGGGCCUAGAGCUCUUCGAACAUGCAGAGGAAAUCCUGGAAGAGGAGUUCGAAAGAGAACUUGCCAGUAUCAAACGCAAAGUGGACUGGAGAAUCGUGCCAGUGUUAUGUAUCACAUACACCUUGCAGUUCUUGGACAAAUUGAGUUUGAACUAUGCCUCUGCUUACUCACUCAAACAAGACUUACACCUCACUGGCAAUAGAUACUCAUGGGUAGCUGCCAUCUUCAACUUUGGAUACAUGUUUUGGGCGUACCCGUCGAAUUACAUUAUCCAAAAGGUUCCCGUUGCAAAGUACACCUCUGCCAUGCUUUUGGUGUGGGCCAUCAUCUUGAUAGCUCACAUCGGCGCCACCAACUUUGGUGGAAUGUUGGCACUUCGGUUCAUUCUAGGCAUGUUCGAGGCUGGUAUCUCGCCAACAUGCAUGAUGAUCUGUGGUAUGUUCUACUCCAAAGAGGACCAACCCUUCAGAAUGUGCACAUUUUUGAGUUUCAAUGGAAUUGCCACCAUUGUGGGUGCUCUCCUAGGCUUUGGCUUGGGCCACGCACACAACACGGCUUUGGAAUCUUGGAAACUCAUCUUUUUGACCAUUGGACUCUUGAAUUUUGCAUGGGCCAUUGCGUUCUACUUCCUUACUCCUGACUCUCCAGCUACGGCUAGUUUCCUUACUGAGAGAGAAAGAACAAUUUUGAUUAAGCAUAUUUCCAAGAACAACCAGGGUGUCAAGGAUCAACGUUUCAUUUGGUCGCAGGCUUGGGAGGCCGUUGGCGAUUUGCAAGUAUACAUUUUCGCUUUGAUCGGUUUGGCAUGUGGAAUUAUCAAUGGUGGUGUAUCUAACUUCCAAUCUUCUUUGAUUAGGGGUUUCGGAUUCUCACCAUUGUUGACCACCGCCCUUCAGAUGCCAACUGGUGCUAUAGAGUUCGUUGUGGUCUUUACAGCUGGAAUCGUUGCUCUUAAAGUGCCAAAUUCUCGUUGUAUCAUUUUCUGCUGUCUCUGUGUUCCUGGAUUAGCUGGUCUCAUCGGAAUACACUUGAUUCAUGACAACAGAUGGGCUUCGGUUGGAUGCACUUGGUUGCAGUACAUUAUUGGAGGACCUGUGAUCUUAUGUUGGAUUUUCAUUAAUGCCAACAUUAGUGGAAGCACGAAAAAGACCACUACUUCGGGAAUCUGGUUUGCAGUGUACGCUGCUGGUAACAUUGUUGGUGCUAAUAUCUUCUACUCUAAAGAAGCACCCAGAUACAACACUGCCAUGACAGCCUUGAUUGCUUGUUAUUCUGGAAUGAUUGCAUUGGGAAUUUUUUACUUCUUCCUCUGCAAGUGGCGCAAUAGCAAAAGAGAUAAGGAACAAGGUGGAUACACCGAAGAUAUCAAGCAACAGGCCAUUAUUGAUGGAUUUAAGGGAUUUACAGAUCGUCAAAACAGAGGUUUUAGAUACUCUUUAUAG
Messenger RNA from Australozyma saopauloensis, 1530 nucleotides. RefSeq names its product Dal7p (gene DAL7). Gene Ontology annotation, molecular function: transmembrane transporter activity. Gene Ontology annotation, biological process: transmembrane transport. Bases 1 to 1530 code for a protein of 509 amino acids. The transcript has a single exon. Gene Ontology annotation, cellular component: membrane. The record is from RefSeq and is a predicted model, not a curated record. Lineage: Eukaryota; Fungi; Ascomycota; Pichiomycetes; Serinales; Metschnikowiaceae.